GACGUUUCGCCUGGCAGCGGAAAACAAUUGAACGUUCAUGCAAAUUCUGUUCGAUUCGUUUACGCAAAACAUUACGUCUAUUCCUCUCUGGUCAUGUGCGAGGUUUUACUGAUGCGUGAAAGUUAUGGCGGUCGGCUGGCAUUGAAGCAAAUGAAGAUCCCACCAGAAAUCGUUUACUCUUUGGACAUGAAUGGAUUUGAAAUUGGUGAAGAAAAUUUUCACGGUGAUAAAGAUGUAAAUGGAGAGGAUUGUGACGGAUUUGAACGGGAUUUUCACUGUAAUGCGUCAGACGAAGACGGAGAAAUUUUCGCCGAAAAUGACGGAACCGAUGAUGUUUAUCGGCAGUUAGCGCAAAAGGAAAAGGACCUUCUCUUGGCUGCAGAACUUGGGAAAGCUUUGUUGGAGAAGAACGAAGAGCUUAGUCAGAAGUAUGAGUUAUUACAGGAAGAAUAUUCCCAAGCAGCUGAAGCACUGGAACAAGAUAAAUAUGAGCUAAAACUGAAAGUGGAACGUUUGCAAAACGGGAGCGAUUCGAGAGUUCACGAACUGCAAGCAGAUUUGAGAACGCUGCGAAAUGAAUUGAAAACACUCCAGUCGGACACGAACAACGACAAACAAAACAAGAGAGAAACGUUCGCCGGACUCACGGAAGAGAAUGAACAACUUCAUCUGGAUCUUCAAAAGGCAAAGGGGGAGAAUGAACAGCUUCGGAGAGAUGUUGUCCUUCUUAAGAAACAAGUCAGCAGAAAAAUUAGCUUUGAUGAUGAUCAAGAGAAUGAAAUUGAUGAGCUCUGGGAGAAGCUCACAAAGCUAGAAGAGGAGAAUGCAAGCCUGACAAAAACAGUGGCUGAUCUUGAAGCAAAUAAGGAAAACCUCAGCAAAGAAGUGGAGGAGCUGACAGCAAAGAAUCUUUCUUUAGAGAAAAAACUUACCUCAAGCAAGAGUCAGCUUGCAAAUUGCGAAGAAGAACUCAACGAGUCCAAGGACCUCAAUGUAUUCCUUCAGGAGCAGAUGGAUGAGAUGAAGAUGCAGGCAUCAGUAGAUCACUUGUCCAGGACGUCGCUAUUUUCCGAGCUUUCCGAUCUGUCUGUGACAGGAAUAGAUGACAGUGAUGACCACAAAGAUAAUGAAGCGAACGGGCCAAAAACGAUGGGAACCGGACCAAGACCUAUUGCCAGUAUUCACGGUACGCCGAAGCCGUUACAGGCGUCUUCGUCAGUGGGCUUGGGGCAGAGUUCUAAGAAGCGUCAUCGGCCAUACAGUAGUAUCAGCAGUAGCGAGUCUGAGGACAGUGAUCUGGAAUACGACGAGGAGGAAAUCGAGGGUGGCAUGGUGGCGAGACAUAGAGAUUUUUAUGCCCAGCUUGAAGAAGAGGAGAAAACCAACUCUAAGCUGAAAAAGGAGAUUUGCGAAGCGCACGAGGAAUUACGAGCCCUGUACGUAGAGCUCCGAAGUUCUCACGAGAGCUUGGAUUCGGUUGAGGUGGAUGUUUUAGAGCCCACUUCAGAUUUCAAUCCUGGUUGCCUGACGACUUUUGUGAAGAGUUUUAGAGGGGUUUUAGAAGAAAUGGUCAGCGAUAACAGCACCAGAACUACGGAUCUCAGACAACAGCUAUGGAAAGCCCACGAAAGCAUCAACAGUCUGGAACAAGAUCUUGAGGCGGCGAAAUCAGAAUUGAAGAAGAGAGAGGGAGAAAUUGCCAACUUGAAGGAAACACUGAAUGAGAAGGACCUGGAAAUUACUAAUGUAAAAGAACAAAGGAACAAAUUAGCUAGAGGGGAAUGCAAAGAACAGUUGGCGUUCGAUAUCAUGUACAACGAAGCUGUUCUAGAAAAGAUAAACGCAGUGGAAAGGGAGAAGAGAAUAGCCACGGAAUUAAUGCGGUCCAAAGAAGAUCGAGAAGAACUUGACAAACAGCUCAAAGAGGCAAUUGAGCAGAAGAUUAGUCUUUCGAAACAGCUUGAAGACUGGCAGUUUGACAUGGCAUCGCUAAUAGACGACCAGGUACAGAGGCAGAUGAAAUCAGCUGCCAAGGAACACGAGGUCAACACUAGGAGGCGAAGAAUGACGGCGUUUGCUCACCCAAAACGGUGGUAUUGGAACAGUGGGAGCAGUAGACGACCUAGUGUGUUAUGAUGCAAAUUCAGACAACUGUGGAUAGUUUAGUAUCGUCAUUACAUUCCCUCAUCGCCGUUGAACAUACUUCCAGAAAGGAAAAUUAACUCAAGAUCGCUAAUUACAUCGCAAAACGGUUUGUCUUAUAGCCUCGUUCCCGUGUGAGUUGCUGAAGGGCUGGACUCUAAGGUGGACCUCCGGGUGAAGGAACAUGUUGUCUAGACCUUCCCAGAUUUCGUUCCCGAAAUAUGCUCUUUCGUGUUAACGAUCUAUUUCUCUUUGGCUAUUUUUUCUCACCGAAAUCCUAAACGGUUGAUGUAUCAGUUAAAAUCUGUACAUUUUUCUUUAAAUUGUGUUGAUAGGAAAUCCGCCAUGUUGAGGGUUAAAAUGGGUAUCCCCCGUGUGGCUUCUUACAAAUUGGACAUUUCGGGGGUGAAUGGCAAGGCAACGAUCCAAUGAGAUUCUUCCUCUUAUUUUGUCUUUUCAUCUCACUUGUACAGUAGAAUGUGUAAUUUAAUUUACAGAAUGCCAUAAUAGUAAUAGUAAUAUUAUUAAGAUAACGAAGGUGAAUUGAUAACACCAUUACGUGGAAUUAUAUGAUAUUCUUUGGAAAGUUUACGUUCCAUAUUCUUACACCCAAGAGUAAAUUUUUAAAGUUCAAUAUAUUUAUUUUCCAAACGAUCCUGUUCCACGAGUAUACACUCAAAUAUUUGGCGGUGUAUGCGUGUAGAUUCAUUGACAAAUUUAAUUUAUCUCCAAGAAUCAUACUUAGCUUUCAGUGAAUGUAAACCUCUCUUUGUAUGAGGACUCGAAGAUUUUAAAUCCGGUAUUGGCGAGUCGUUUUCUAUACUGAGGUGAUAGUUGUUUGUUUUUUUGCCAAUAAUGAGAGUUGUUAUUUGAGAUUUCUUCUUCAUGGGAGCAACCUAUAGAGACGUUGCGCAAACGAGAUAAACCAAAAAGGUCUGAAAAAGAAUAAUGUAAAUUUCUUGCCAAAUUAUGGUUGUUAAUUUUUGUGGGAAACGCCUGUGGAGAUGAUCUAUCGAUUAAUAGAUUAAUUAAUAAUUAAUGUCUCUUGAAGGUAAAUCUUAUUUCAAAUUACUUAAUGUAAUCGCUUCAUUUUGGUAGCAAAAUUUUUCGACUAAGGCGCUAACUUGCUGUUUUGUUUGUUUUUUUUUUGUUGUUGUUAUUAACUAUUUAAAACUAUUUUAGAACCUGUGACGCAACGUUUGAAAACUAACAAUGCGCGUGAAAAUACAGUCAAUCGAUCGAUCGUUCGUUCAGAAGAGUGUAAAUGAAAUCUUUGAAAGGUUUAUGGUCUUGAACAACUUAGUUUUAUCGAUAGAGGUAAAGAAUAAAGGAGUAUUUUGACAGUGAA
Molecule: messenger RNA, 3490 nt
Organism: Stylophora pistillata
Lineage: Eukaryota; Metazoa; Cnidaria; Anthozoa; Scleractinia; Pocilloporidae
Source: RefSeq, a predicted model, not a curated record